Messenger RNA from Mycena citricolor, 1417 nucleotides. Lineage: Eukaryota; Fungi; Basidiomycota; Agaricomycetes; Agaricales; Mycenaceae. The record is from the annotation of a GenBank genome assembly.
GGGGUUAUGAGCUUUGCUUUCGCUAGCUUGCGCCACUGACGCUUGUGUGCAUGCACCUUGCAGCCACAUACAGAGGUCAGGGAUAGAUCGUUAUGCCUAUCUCAAAUGCUGAUUUGGGGCUCGAAGGAGUGGGUACCCUGCCAGUCAUCUCCCGAUCGUGACCGCGAGGGUCCCCACAUGAUCACCUGAGUACCCUGCCAGUCACCCAUGUCUUGUGCAUAAAACAAGAGUGUGGUCUGCUUCCAAAUGCUCCCGCGCGCACGACAGAAAAUCCAGCGAUGUCCGACUCUAUCGAAUGCGGGAAUGUCGACAACGGCAGCACGUUCAUGGGGCUGCGCAUCGCGUCGGUGUUCAUCAUACUCGUGUGCUCGACGGCGGGGACGAUGUUUUCCGUCGCGGCGCAGCGCUCGACGUGGCUGCGAGUGCCUAAGCCGGUCUUCGAGUUCGCCAAGUACUUUGGAUCGGGUGUAAUCAUUGCGACCGCUUUCAUCCAUCUGUUAUCACCCGGAAUGGACGAGCUUUCCUCUCCGUGCCUGUCCCCGGCGUGGUUAGACUACCCCUACGCGCUCGCGUUCUGCCUCCUCAGCAUCAUGUCCAUUUUCCUCGUCGAGCUGAUCGCAUUCCGCUGGGGAACCGCGAAGCUGAAGAGGAUCGGGGCCAGCCACGAUCCGCACGGCCAUCGAUCCGACUAUUCCCAUGCCGCACACGGACCGGAGACCUCUGCUGUUCCUGCCCAGGCUGCGGUCCCCUUCGCCUUGGCACCCAAGGUCGACUCUUACAGUGGCAGAUCAGAUCCUGAGAGUGGCGAGGCUGAGCUCAAGGUUGGUCUGUCGAACAUCGAUGACUCGGUGGCGGCGCGGAUCUUGGGCAUUGCGAUCUUGGAAUUUGGGGUGCUGCUUCACAGUAUCCUCAUCGGCCUGACUCUCGCUGUCGAUCCGAACUUCAAGAUCCUGUUCGUAGUGAUCAUCUUCCACCAGACAUUCGAGGGGCUCGGUCUCGGAUCCCGGCUCGCCUCGCUGCACGACACUCUGCCCCCGACCUACCACUUGGUGCCCUACCUCGCGGCGGCCGUGUACGGAAUCAGCACCCCCAUCGGCAUCGCCGUCGGGCUCGGCGUCCGCUCGACCUACAACCCGGGCGGGACCACCGCCAGCAUCGUCAGCGGGAUCCUGGACUCUCUCAGCUCCGGUGUGCUGAUCUACACUGGUUUGGUCGAGCUGCUCGCACAUGAGUUCCUCUUCAACAAGGAGAUGAUCAACUCGAGCAACGGGAAGCUGGCUUAUGCCAUUUGCUGCAUGCUCCUGGGCUGCGGGAUCAUGGCGCUGCUCGGACGAUGGGCUUGAGACUAUCAAACUAAUUCCCCAGUAUUUAAAAAGUAGAGCUAUGCUUCAUAUGACCCCUCUGUCUUCAACACGGC